Molecule: messenger RNA, 549 nt
Organism: Cryptosporidium ubiquitum
Lineage: Eukaryota; Apicomplexa; Conoidasida; Eucoccidiorida; Cryptosporidiidae
Product: clathrin assembly protein ap19
Exons: 1
Coding region: 1-549 (182 amino acids)
Biological process (GO): vesicle-mediated transport; protein transport
Cellular component (GO): intracellular membrane-bounded organelle; AP-1 adaptor complex
Molecular function (GO): clathrin-cargo adaptor activity
Source: RefSeq, a predicted model, not a curated record
AUGUUCAGAUUUUUUCUACUUAUUAGUAGACAAGGAAAAACCAGAUUGGAAAAAUGGUAUUCAUCUUACCAACAAUCUGAACGUAAAAGAUUUAUUAAAGAAGUUACCCAAAUGAUCAUUAAUAGACAGGGAAAAUUAUGUAACUUUAUUGAUUGGAAAGGCCAUACACUUGUUGUUAAAAGAUAUGCAAGUCUUUAUUUUGUUGCUUGUAUUGAUAAAAAUGAUAAUGAACUUCUUGCUCUUGAAAUUAUACAUCAUUAUGUUGAAGUACUUGAUAGAUAUUUUGGAAAUGUCUGUGAACUUGAUCUUAUAUUUAAUUUUCAUAAAGCUUAUUUUAUUCUGGAUGAAAUUAUUCUUGCUGGAGAAAUUGAAGAAAGUAGUAAAAAAGCUGCAUUGAGAGUUAUUUCUACACAAGAUUCCAUGAUGGAUGAAAAUAAAGAUCAUGGUAAUAUUAUAUUAAAUGGAAGCUCUGUUGGAGUUAGUAUUUCUACUCCUAAUAUUGCUUUAUCUGCAGUUAAUGCUGCCAAAAGAGCUGGUGCUUUAUUUUAA